Achroia grisella is the source of this 2099-nucleotide messenger RNA. Its product is annotated as zinc finger protein 239-like. The coding region runs from base 341 to 1672 and encodes 443 amino acids. The transcript is spliced from 7 exons. NCBI's taxonomy places the organism in Eukaryota, Metazoa, Arthropoda, Insecta, Lepidoptera, Pyralidae. The record is from RefSeq and is a predicted model, not a curated record. Gene Ontology annotation, molecular function: RNA polymerase II cis-regulatory region sequence-specific DNA binding; protein binding; DNA-binding transcription factor activity. Gene Ontology annotation, biological process: regulation of transcription by RNA polymerase II.
GAGUCGUUUCAACUUGCGUAAGAAACCUCGGAUCAGCUACUAUGAACCGGACGAACCUCAUUUAGACGAAUAUGUGUAUUGCGAUGAAUGCACCGACUUCGUGUAUGAAUAUUGUUCCAUACAUGGGCCCCUACUGGUCAUUCCUGAUGAUAAGGUACCAGCUAAUACAGGUCUACCAUCAUUUGUGCACCGAGCGGCACUUACAAUCCCACGAGCUUUUCUGCAUUUAGCGCCAUCUACAAUUCCAGGUGCAGGACUGGGCGUAUUUAGCACGCUCACUUUGCCGCGAGGCGUCCGGUUUGGUCCUUACCAAGGACGAGUAACGCAAGAAAUCACUUCCAUGUAUUGUUGGCAGUUGUACGACGCAAACAACAAGCCGCACGCGGUGAUUGACGCGGAGGACGCGUCCGCUGCCAACUGGAUGCGGUACGUGAACUGCGCGCGGCACUGGCGCGAACAGAACCUCGUCGCCUACCAGUACCGCGGCCGGAUAUACUACAGGACUAUAAAAAUUAUUCCCCGUUUCACUGAGCUGAUGGUCUUCUACGGCAGUGAAUUUGCGAACUCGCUGCAUAUAGACUUACGGAAAUACAACUCUCCGCCCGGAUAUGCCGCUAAAUUUGGUGUUCCUUCAAAAAAACAACCAUCCCAAGAAUACAAAAGAAAAUCUACACACGCAAAAAAUUGUAACAAAGAAAACGAAGCAUCGAAUAAAGUAGUCUUAAACGAAAGAAACAUUAAUCUGAAAUCUGAAAAACAAACUUCACUUAUGAAAAAAAUUGAAAAAUCUGUUAAUAAAAGUACGGAAAACUAUGAUGUCACCGAAAAUAAUGAUAAUAGGGUUUCUAAUAAUGAAAAUCAAUUUCCUUGCAGCGAUUGUGGUCAGAAAUUCGAUACACAAAAUAUAUUUAAUCAACAUAUUGCAAAACAUAACCACAUCAAAUCGAAAAUGUACCUUAACUGUGAUAUAUGUGAUUUUCGUGACAUCGCAAAAAUCUCAUUAGAAAGACAUAUUAUGAAAGUUCAUCCAACUAAUUUAUAUUUUGUGUGUGAGUAUUGUAAUGAGUCAUUUAAAUCCAAAAAUUGUUUGGAAGAUCACGUUUUGACUUGUUCUCGUAAAUUUCGUGAAAAAGUACAUUCAAGAACACACAGUGGCGAGAAGCCUAAUGAAUGUACGAUAUGUCACUCUAGGUAUAGUCAAAAAGGUAGUUUGAAAGUACAUUUAAGAACACACAGUGGCGAGAAGCCUUAUGAAUGUACGAUAUGUCAGUACAGAUGUAGUGUAAAAGGAAAAUUGAAAAUACAUUUAAGAACACACAGUGGCGAGAAGCCUUAUGAAUGUACGAUAUGUCAGUACAGAUGUAGUAAAAAAGGUAAUUUGAAAAUACAUUUAAGAACACACAGUGGCGAGAAGCCUUAUGAAUGUACGAUAUGUCAGUACAGAUGUAGUGAAAAAGGUAGUUUGAAAGUACAUUUAAGAACACACAGUGGCGAGAAGCCUUAUGAAUGUACGAUAUGUCAGUACAGAUGUAGUCAAAAAGGUGAUUUAAAAAGACAUUUAAGAACACACAGUGGUGAGAAGCCUUAUGAAUGUACGAUAUGUCAGUACAGAUGUAGUCAAAAAAGUAAUUUAAAAACUCAUUUAAAAACACAUAAUAAGCAAGUAUAUUAAUCUAUUUACAUAUAAUUAUUACAAAACGGUAUUACAGUAAUCUAUCAAUUUAAAUUCACGACGUCGGUGGUUUAACGGUUUAGCACACUGCCUCACUUCGGUGGUUGGAGGUUCGAUUCCUCGCACGGUACAAACAUUUGUAUUGAUGAAUAUGAUUGUUUGUAUUGAUCUGGAUGUUUUUAUUAUGUAUGUAUUAACAAAAUAAAAUCUGAAUUAUAUUUGUAUCACAUUUGAACACAAAGCCGUGAUUUACGCAACAAUUUAUACAAAUAAAAGAGUGUGUUUGUAAUUUCAAAUUACUUUUCACUAAAUGCUAAUAUGAAAGUGUAUUAUACGCUACUGACAUCAAAAUCUAUUUAAUUUUUUGUCGGUCUAUUUGUUCUUGCUUAUCUCUCAAACAGCUGGACCGAUAUGGAGACUCGCACGC